AUGACUUCCGCUGCUUCGAAUCCCAACCAGGCCAACCCGCCAACCCUCCAAAUCAACAACCCAACAUCCCCGCCCAGCAAGCGCGAUCUCAAAUCAUGGUGGAAGGGUUUCAAACUCCCUUCAAAGCAUCAGGAACCCCAGGAAACCCGACCACAAGGCAUCUUCGGUGUGCCUUUAAGGCAAAGUAUAACGUACGCAAAUGUUGCCAUCUCGCUCAUCGAUGAAAAGGGGCAGAGUUACAUUUACGGCUAUGUACCCAUUGUCGUUGCAAAAUGUGGCGUCUUUCUCAAAGAAAAAGCUACCCACGUCGAAGGAAUUUUCCGUCUUAGCGGUUCGGAAAAGAGGAUAAAGGAGCUAAAAACCAUAUUCGACUCUCCUGAUAGAUACGGAAAGGGUCUUGUCUGGGAUGGAUACACGGUACACGAUGCUGCCAAUGUUCUGCGACGAUACCUCAACGAUCUCCCCGAACCUGUCGUCCCCCUCGACCUGUACGAGAAAUUCCGCGACCCCCUCCGAGGCGCAACCAAGCAAGCUGUAGGCGACGCAGAGGGCCCUCAGUUUGUGGAAAACUUCAACGAGAAAGCAGCUAUUAUACAGUAUCAGCGGCUCAUCACUGAGCUCCCCCCUUUAAACCGACAGCUGCUUCUCUACAUUCUCGAUCUCCUUGCUGUUUUUGCGGCUAAAGCAGACGAGAAUCGCAUGAACUCACAAAACUUGGCAGCCAUCUUCCAGCCAGGUAUGCUUUCACACCCGGCACAUGCUAUGGCUCCCGAGGAAUACCGACUCAACCAAUGUGUAAUCAUUUUCUUGAUUGAAAACCAAGACCAUUUCCUUAUUGGUAUGCAAGGCACUGCUGCAGAUGAAAAGACCAAGAAGGAGGUGGAGUCUGGCACUCCUAGCGGUCCUCUCACCCCGCAACCGGUUCGACAAACAAGUCUAGGUCGAUCAGCAUCAAACGCCAGCGCAGGUGCCAACAGCGUCCGACGAGAUGGGAAGCUUCGAAGAAACCGAUCGGUGUCAUCGCGGAACUCCAGGAAUGAUGGAAGCUCCACGCCCAACAGUCCAGCCUUGACAGCAACACCGACAACAGGUGGGUUGGCCAGGAGUAACACAGUACCGUCUAAGAAGUCACCCGCUAUCGGGGCUGGCCGGUUCCAGAGGCACGAUGGGUCAGGCCCUCGUUCCCCUGCCCACCUCGAGCCCCUGACUCAGGUUAACGCCACAGAGAGUAUAGAUCAGUCUCCUCAAUCGACACGAUCAAACGAUUUUGUUUCCGGAGGCUACCUUACCCCAACCAAGGCUACGAACACAGGCCGUAGCCAUGAGAGACUUCUUGAAGUGCCGUCAGAGUCUUCUACACCAUCCAAGGAGCGAAAUAUUCCCAACAUCUUCCGUGGAUUGCCCAAUACCGACACUGGGGACAAGAGACAACCUAACAAACUGAAGAAGAAAAGGAUACCUGGAAGUUUAAACCCAAGCGCACAUAGUUCUGCUGCUUCCUUGCCAUAUACAUACCAAAAUGCAGCAUCGACAUCUCCUGGGGCAGAACUCCCCAACCCCAUGGACCACCCGCAGUAUUACGAGUCGGAGAGUCAUGUAUUGCCGCAACAACCUGCUCCAAUUCUAGAAGAGCGACACCAAGAGGUAUUGGAGCAGCAACAGCAGCCCCAGACGCAGUCGAACGACCGACUGCUGGGACAAAAUCCCCAGGAGGCUCAAUCCGCACCGGGUUCUCUUACACAACAGAAAAGUGAUGUUUCAUCUGAGCAUACCCCUAGAGUAUCGCAAGCGUCGUCAAACCAAAGCCUUCACCCCGACAACACACUGAAAUCCAAAAAGUCGCCACCGACAUCCUUGCAUUCGUCUUUUAACGAAGGCUCGGAUUUGGAUCAGAUUCUUGAUGAGCAAUCCGUCGGUACUGUGGAUCAGUCAGAGAAGGAAAGAAAGAGACGUUGGAGAUUAUCAAGGAGUAGAAAUGCCGACAGCGUCUCAUCUGCUGGGGUCACCUCACCCCGCUUGGGCCUCGGGCAGAACGAUAACGGCGACGUCAGCAACUUGUCAAUCUCAAGCUCUGGCCACAGGCCUCGGAAAAGCGAGAGCUCAGACCGGCCUUACAUGCCUGGAGAGGCCCAAGGUAGCUUCGAUCAAGGCAGAGAGAGUGAUUCCAAAGGUCCUAUAGGAUGGAUCAGAAGCAAGUAUCGUGAAGCAAAGGAAAGCGCCGAACAAAGGAGGGCCAAGUCUCCUCCUCCUGCCGACCGUCCUGGCUUGGGUGCUACAAGCUUCCCACCUCGAGGAAAGAGUUUGGAACUCAGGAGAGAUGAGCCGCAGCAUGCUUCACUAGCAGCCAUAGCCGAUGCUCCAGCUGUUGCCUCCACCACGGCCGCAGUUGCAGGCCCAACAGUGACAACGGCCUCUACAGGGGCACAACCCCCUCAGGCAGCCACAGUUACAAUGGUUCAGCCUGAACCUAGAUCGCCGGUUCAGCAAACCCAUGCUCAAGCCCAAUCACCGCCGCCAGCUCAGAUUCAAGCUCAGGCUUCACCGGCAUUGCUAACUCAAAUUCAAACCGGACCUCAGGCUCAGGUUCAGUCGCCAAUCCAGUCUCCAGUUCAAAAUGGGCCUCAGUCGCCCGUGCAGCCUCAACCUGAGCCUAGAGCCCAGGCGACACCACAAAAGCCUCAGGUUCCACAGUACCCUCAAAAGAUUAUCUCUAUGCUUGAUGUCGACACCGUGCCGGCUACGACUCCAGUGUCAUCUCCAGUCUCAGCUCAGGCCCCGGCUAGCGUUUCUGCAACUACACAGCCUCGGGAACAACCUCAGCCUGAACUUCCAAAAGAGCCGAUGCUGGAGGAGAAGCCAAUUCAAGCCACCGAACAAGCGCCUAUGACAUCACCUAUAUCAUCACCAAUAGAGCAGACACGUGCUGAGCAACAGGAAAUUAAGCCAGAGCCAGAGGCACCGAAACAGGAACAAUAG
Messenger RNA from Fusarium sp. VM40, 2976 nucleotides. The record is from the annotation of a GenBank genome assembly. NCBI's taxonomy places the organism in Eukaryota, Fungi, Ascomycota, Sordariomycetes, Hypocreales, Nectriaceae.